CGAGUGCUAGGAACACCAGCAACAGUAUACCGAUUACCAAGACUUGACCUGCGGAGUAGGGACGUUUGGUCGCACCGCAUAGAACUGUCGCAGUACGGCAGUCGCCGAAUCGAGAUUUUGCACGACGAGGUUACCGCACCAACAAUAACAACAACAAAAACUCCGCGACAACAACUACCGUCUUAUCUAUUUCGUGUUCUCGUCGCGUUCACUCGUCCACUGUAUGUUCACGUACUCGUAUUAAUCACAUAUGGAUCGACGACUAGACUGCCGAAUAUCGUUAUUUUUAUAUUUUAGUUAUUAAUAUCGCUUGUAGUUAUUUACGUAAAUUUAUCGUCCAAAACGUUAUCGUUUUUGUACUCAAAUCAGUAAUUAUUUUUCUAUUAUACCUAUAUAUUAUUAUAAAUUACGAAUUUACAAAGCCGGGUUCGAAUUGAUAUUAAAGUAUCCCAUCGCCACUGGAAUUUCGAGUCUACUGGUUUUAAAUUUUAUGAUAAUUGUGUUUUGUUAAUCGAUCCGCGUCCAGGGCCUACUGUUGUGCCUAAUACUGAACAGAGUCUAAAUAAUAAAUAAACUCAUGCAGUGUAACUACACCAAUGACAUUAAUAUUAUGCAUUUAUGCCGAUUGGAACGGGUUUCCGAAUGUGAACCGAAUUAAACCGACUUCGUCGAGUACUAUAAUUUUGUGAUGAUGACACCGUUACCAGUCCCGUGACGUUCAUGUGAGUUUAAUGUCAAACAGUAAUAAUGCAUCGCCCAGCCGUAUUCCAAAGCCGAAUUGGAUGCGGCACUCGAAUAGAACACCGAAGAUUCAAAGACAUCAAAGUCUACAAACUUUAAAUACAUACGAAAAAGAUGAUGAUUGUGCAUCAGAAAAAAGUUUUGGCAGUACAACCAGCAGUCAAUGUGAUAAUGGCCAUUCUAUGUUUGCUCUUAAUGGUACUACAUAUUCUAGCCGCAAAAAGGCUUAUUUACACUAUUGCCCUUCAAAUAUAGGCAGUGAAGAGUAUCUUACUCCUACACAGAGAUCUAGUCGAACUAUCAGAAAUCUUAGAAGGUUGCUAAACGAUGCUCACAGUGAACUAAAUGAUAAAGAUACAGAAAUCGAUCAGCUUAAAAGGGAAAAUAUUGAACUUAAAGUAAAGUGUGGAUAUGAAGCUGCUAACAAUUCGAUCGCAGAAGGUGACGAAGAUGAGGACACUGCUAGAUUCAUACCCAGCAAAGAACAAACCCCUGAACCUGAUUCAACCAAACUUUCAAGGAGUUUUUUAAAUCCAUCACCAUCACCAGCAGAUUCAGGACAUGGUGAUGAAUAUGAUGAAGUUAAAAAAUUACGUCAAGCUUAUGACGAGUUACGUGAGAAACAUAAUGAUAAAAUUGAAGAACUAUUGAAAAACUUAGGAGACCUUAAUGAAAAAUACUACGGAUUAAAACCAUUACUUGAUGAAGCAUAUAUCAGAAUCAAAGAACUUGAAAGAGAAAAUGAUUUCCUUAAAUGGUCUAAAACCGUACAAGAUAAUACUAAAACUACUGUUGAUCAAGAUUCUAUUAACCAAAUAAAGAAGACUUUUUGUGAUGUUCUUACUCAGACUCAAUCAAUAUUACAAUUAGAUAAGAAGACUGAAACUGAUCAAACACAUUUCUAUGAUGCUAAUACAGUAAAUACUGAAAGCUCCUUACAACAAUCUGAUUCAGAAAAACAUCAUGUAAUCCCGACACAAACUCAACAAAUUGUAUGUCUAGAAAAGGUUACUGAAACUGAUAGUCAGGAACUUGAAGAUGAUGUAGAUGAGCUGAGUAAUGUUAAGUUGGAACUAAAAAAGACAAAAGGACGUAGCCAAAGUGUUGGUGGCACUUUGUUAUCCGGAUCUGAGGCCAUUGCCCUUUGGAUGAUCGGCACGAAAAAGGCAAUGUAUGAAAAUAUUCUCCAACAACAAUUGGAACAACAACGUCAACGUCCAUUACAUGACGCUGAAAUGACACUACAAUUCUUAAAAUCAGCAUUUUACUAUUAUCUCACUGAUCCGUCGAAUACCACUGGACAUUUAAACGCAAUAUUAAGCAUACUUCGGUAUUCGGAUGGCGAAAAAAAAAUAAUCGAGAGAAAUCAAGCGUGGAAAUAACAUUAUUUCAAAAAAUAUUUUGAUGAUUUAUAAAAUAUUUUUGAGUUAUUUUAAUUAUUGUCCAAUUUGAACAUACUGAAAAAUUUUUUUUUUCAAUGUAUGAUUAAUUUAUUUUAAAAUAAGUUUCCUAAUUAGUUUGUAUUUCUUGGUUUUCUGUUUUUUCCUCAAUUUAUUUUAUUAAUUAUUUUUAAAUUUUUUAGUAUUAGUACCUAUUAUGGUUGUCGAUAGGGAUCUUUUAAGAUUUGUUACUAUAUUAUUAUUUUUUUUGUUUUGUUUUGAAAGAAUGUUUGGUGUUUACCUUUUAAUUAUACACUGUAUUUAUAACAAUUUUAAAUCAAUUUAAAUCAGUUGAUUUAAUGCAUUGAUCAUAUUAUUUUAGUAUGACCAGUGACUACACAGUAUACAUUAUACUUAAUAUGUCCAGUGUUUUGUCAAUUUAUAAUGACGCAUCAGUAUUGUGAUAAAGUUAAAUUGUGAUUAAUAAAUUGAUUAUUAAUCAAAA
Messenger RNA from Aphis gossypii (cotton aphid), 2625 nucleotides. RefSeq names its product calponin homology domain-containing protein DDB_G0272472 (gene qtc). NCBI's taxonomy places the organism in Eukaryota, Metazoa, Arthropoda, Insecta, Hemiptera, Aphididae. Bases 732 to 2123 code for a protein of 463 amino acids. The transcript has 10 exons. The record is from RefSeq and is a predicted model, not a curated record.